GCAAAAGCCCGUAUUACGUCUGCACGUGCCCCUUUUCAAAAGUCAAGCCGCAACGUAUAUAUCUGCACCCGGCCGAAUACAAACACUUCAGCUCUUACGCACUCAUCUUUUUGACAUCUCUAUCAGUCUGUCUUCUAUAUAUACCUAUUUGCUAAUUAAAGGCAGUUCCCAUUAAUCCCAUCUAUCCAUUAAUCCUUAAACAAAACAAGCAGAAACCCAGUAUGACUCUCAAGAUUGUAAUCAACCAUAUGACCCCAAGGUGCUUCAAACCCAGCGGGACUCCCUCUCCCGUUGAUCAAUCCACAAAGAAUCAGCAAGAAUCCAAACACCCUUCUUCUCAGCGGAUAUCUGUUCAGGAUCUCAGCAACCAUGGAUGGCCUUUACUAUCUGCCGGCUACCUGUCUUCCAACUCUGUCAUUGGUUCCAACCUCACUGUCUUCACCCUUUCUGAGCUAAGACUCAUCACCAGCAACUUCUCUGUGCACAAUUUUCUUGGAAUGGGAGGGUUCGGGCCGGUCCAUAAAGGGAUCAUUGAUGAUGAGCCUGUCACGGUUAAGCGGCUGAAUUUGGAGGGAGCUCAGGGUCACCGCGAAUGGCUGGCUGAGGUUAUUAUGCUAGCUCAACUGAAGCAUCCAAAUUUGGUGAAAUUGAUUGGAUAUUGCUGGGAGUCAAAUGAUAGGCUGCUGGUUUAUGAGUACAUGAAUAGAGGGAGUCUAGAAGAUCUUUUAUUUGGAAGGCAUCGUGCUUGCUUGCCAUGGAUGACUAGACUUAAAAUUGUACUUGGGACUGCAAAGGGAUUGGCUUUCCUUCAUGAGGAAGAAGUACCGGUCAUAUAUCGCGACUUUAAGGCCUCAAAUAUCUUACUAGAUUCGGAUUACACGGCAAAACUUUCUGAUUUUGGUCUUGCAAGGGACGGUCCUGAAGGCGACAAGACACAUGUUACGACUCGUAUUGUGGGCACUCACGGUUACACAGCACCUGAGUACCUCAUGACGGGGCAUUUGACAUCUUUGAGCGACGUUUAUAGUUUUGGAGUAGUCUUGCUCGAAAUAUUAACGGGGAGACGUGCCAUAGACAUGAGGAGGCCUUGGAGAGAGCAACACUUGGUGGAAUGGGCCAAGCCUUAUUUGAAGAACAUACAUAAACUUAACAAAAUUAUGGACCCGAGGCUAAACGGUGAGUACUCGACCGAGGAAGUUAAGAGGGUCGCCGCGUUGGCUCACAAAUGCUUGAGCCACCACCCCAAGUUCAGACCUACGAUGAACUAUGUGGUGAAAAGGUUGGAGCAUGUCUUGGAGUUGCAAGGAAUACCCUUUGAGCCAUUGAUUUAUGUUCCCCCAUUCCAAUCCCAAAAAGAUGUGAGUAAUGUGAAGACAAAUGAAGAUGAAACAGAAAAGGUACAAAAUGAGAAAUCUUUUUGUGAAGAUGAAGAUAAAGUAGUUGCUAAAAAGGAACACAUUGUCACAAAUAUGGACCGGGUGAAUUAAAGAUAUUAUUUGGACACAGAAGUGUGUGUGUGUGUGUGUAUAUACAUGUAUUGAUGUAUAACAAUAUAGCUCAAUAGAACUCAAGAAAUUGUAUUAAAGUUAGUGAGUUUGUUUAUUUAUUUUUUCUAUUUACAAAAGAUUGUACUAUCCGAAACAACAAAGAUACGAGUGAGCUGAAAAUAUUGUUUUGUUAUACUUUUUUUACCAUGAUUUUA
Cuscuta europaea is the source of this 1702-nucleotide messenger RNA. The record is from the annotation of a GenBank genome assembly. NCBI's taxonomy places the organism in Eukaryota, Viridiplantae, Streptophyta, Magnoliopsida, Solanales, Convolvulaceae.